AUGUGCGUAAACCUAAAUCAGAACUUGCAAUCGAAAGUGAGCCUCAUAUCAAAACGGCUGCUUAGGGUUACUCUUUCUCUCCCUUUCCUUUACUUCUGGGCUACGAGUGCGGGAAUCACGAGGGGUGCUUCUUCUUCUACAAAAAUCAACAUGGAUCAGGAUGGGACCCAAAGUAAUGUUAAAAAGCCAGUGUGGCUUGAGGAUUUUCUAGAGAGAAAAUUCUUUGGCUCAUGUUCUCUUCACCAGACUCGUAGAAAUCAGUUAAAUAAGUAUUGUAUUUAUUGCAAUAAGUUAUGCUGUCAAUUUUGUGUAUCUUUUGGUCUCCAUCGCCAUCAUAAGUUGCUUAAAGUGUCUAGACAUGUUAACAAGGAUGUUGUCUCCCUGCGUGCAAUUGAGAAUUACUUUGAUUGUUCCCAAAUUCAGACAUACAAAUGCAACAAGCGAUUGGUUGUUUCUCGGAAUCCUCUCGAAGUCUUUGAGUUAUCAUCAAAUGUUGAAGAAUCAUGCAAAGUUUGCAAAAAAAAGUUUAAUGCACCUCAUUUAUAUAGCUACUGCUCCAUUUCUUGCAAGGUUGUAGCACUUGAGAAAAAGCCUGCACCUGAGGAUCCUGCUAGCAUAAUAAUAAUUGAGUCUUCCUCGGGACCUUCUCUCGAGAGUCGUCCUCGUCCUCGUCCUCGUCCUCUUCCCCGGCAAACACAGGAGAUAACUUCUGAACCUUCCAAAAGGAAAAGGAAAAGAAAGGGAAGCCCCCAUAGAAGCCCCUUACAAUAA
Molecule: messenger RNA, 771 nt
Organism: Vicia faba (fava bean)
Lineage: Eukaryota; Viridiplantae; Streptophyta; Magnoliopsida; Fabales; Fabaceae
Source: the annotation of a GenBank genome assembly